Molecule: messenger RNA, 1337 nt
Organism: Brassica napus (rape)
Lineage: Eukaryota; Viridiplantae; Streptophyta; Magnoliopsida; Brassicales; Brassicaceae
Exons: 5
Coding region: 422-1045 (207 amino acids)
Source: RefSeq, a predicted model, not a curated record
ACAGAUCGGAGUACGAGAUUAGGAGACAGCGUACUGAAUUUCAAGCCGUCCUCAUUCUUAACAAUGAUCCGAAUAGAGUUUGUUGGGUUCAAUUUAAUCAACUUCAACGAAAAAUUAAUUUAUGUGUCUUAUCUUUGUUAUUUGGUUAGUCUUCUUUUUAUCUCUUGUUUUUUUUCUGUACAUCUCUGUCUUCUAGGGAAUAAUCUGAGUAUAGGAUAUGAUAUCAAUAGAUAUAGGGGUAUUAUUGGAUUAUGGAAAAUUGAAUAGUUCACAUGGUAUAGUUAACUAAUUUAGGCUAAAACCGUGUAUAUGGAACCUAAUAUCUCUAAAAGAAAACUUCACUAUUUGUUUAAGAAAGACAGAAGAUUAAAUGAGAUAAGGAUGAGUUGUUCAAAAAAAAAAAAAAUGAGAUAAGGAUGCGAUGCUGAGCUUCCAGUGUCCAUCUCCUUUCUUCUUCUCCGGCCAAAACCGGACCACAACUUCUUGCUCAACAGCUCCGCCUCGUGCAUCCACCGAACUAACUGCUUCUCCUUCAUCACUAAUCUCUCGCCGUCUCAUCCUUCUCCGUCACGCUCACAGUUCCUGGGACCACCUUUCCCUCAAAGACCAUGAUCGUCCUCUAACUAAGACUGGUCAAGCCGAUGCUGCUAAAGUUGCUCAAAUCCUCUCCUCACUUGGUUGGCUUCCCCAACUCAUCCUCUCCAGCGACGCGACUAGGACUAAGGAGACACUGAAGUCAAUGCAAGCGCAAGUUGAUGGCUUUAUGGAGGCAAACGUACAUUUCAUCCCUAGCUUUUACUCCAUUGCUGCUAUGGACGGCCAAACCGCCGACCACCUUCAACACAUCAUCUCCAAAUACUCAUCCCCUGACAUCACCACUGUCAUGUGUAUGGGGCAUAAUAAGGGAUGGGAAGAAGCAGCCUCCAUGCUCUCUGGUGCUUCCGUAAAGUUGAAAACUUGCAAUGCUGCUUUACUUCUAGCUUUUGGCAACUCCUGGGAUGAUGUUUGCUUUCGCUAUGGCUGGACCUGGUGGAUGGAAACUUGAGGGUAUUGUGGCUCCAGAUAGCACCAUUUGUGUGUAAGAGAGAGCUUCAAGUUGGUCUACUUUCUUCUCCUCUAUGCUUUGCAUCUUUUUGCUACAACACAAUAUAUAAAAGGUUGUAUAGUUUCAUCCUUUCAUGUGUCAACUACUAGUUAAGUUCAGCUGUUAUCUUAUGAUGAUGAUAAUAAACAUGUCAAGAGCAGACUAGUGCAUCUCUUUAUUGGAUGGUUUGCUUUGUGUAAGAUCCUAUAGCAUCAUAGAUAUGAUUAAAUGCAAUCUUUAUUAUUUCUAUUAA